Rhincodon typus (whale shark) is the source of this 665-nucleotide messenger RNA. RefSeq names its product small integral membrane protein 4. The transcript has 2 exons. The record is from RefSeq and is a predicted model, not a curated record. The coding region runs from base 354 to 593 and encodes 79 amino acids. NCBI's taxonomy places the organism in Eukaryota, Metazoa, Chordata, Chondrichthyes, Orectolobiformes, Rhincodontidae.
CGAAGGUCAUCCCAAGGAGAACACUGAAGUGAGAAACUUUAAUACACCAAUACUGGCCAAGUUGCCUUGAACUCGGUCCCUUUUUUUUUGAUGGAGAGCAAUGAUAGGUUGUCAGCACUGGUGACGAGAGGGUUGGUCCUUUACUGGUGCCGUGAGUCGGUGAAAGGUCAAGAUCGUAAAGGGGUAAUGCGCUGGCAGAGGGAGCAAAGGCGGACAGCGUAAGGACGUUUGCUUUGGUGUAUGGAAGCCUCGGCUUCACCCAUCCUGCUGACAAAUCCCACAGCAGCCCGUGGACCUUGCGCUGAAUCCGGAUCAAGCCUCUGCCGGAGACCUGAAGCCGGCCGGGCUCAGCAAUGCUGCUCAACUCCCGACUACGGCGUUUGUUAGAUUUAGUCCCCGGGAAGCGACAGUUCGGGGUCUAUCGAUUCUUGCCUUGUUUCUUUGUCUUGGGCGGUGUGCUGGAGUGGAUCAUGAUAAAUGUACGCAUUGGGCACGAAACAUUUUAUGAUGUGUACAGAAGAAAACGGUCCGAACGACAGUACCAAGAGAAAUUAGAACUGUCAACGUCUGGAAAUCAGCUGCCAUCCAAAUAAAUCAUUUAUACAUAACUAGAUAAUUACUUUCUGAUUAAUGUGUUCAUUAAACUGUUCCUUUUGUAAAAUCGA